Molecule: messenger RNA, 610 nt
Organism: Triticum aestivum (bread wheat)
Lineage: Eukaryota; Viridiplantae; Streptophyta; Magnoliopsida; Poales; Poaceae
Exons: 3
Coding region: 99-467 (122 amino acids)
Source: RefSeq, a predicted model, not a curated record
CACCGGCCAACCCCUCCAUCUGUAAGUAAGGGCACUGGGCCGCCCUCCACGCCGGGGUGGCCCUGCUAGCCAUCAGCGGGGGAAGCGAAGUGGCUGCCAUGGCGGGGGUGGAGACGAGUUCGUCCUGGGCGUGCGCAUCCUCGGGAAGUCCAUCUGCAAUAUGGGCACCUCGCAGUGACCUCAUAGUGCUCGUCCUAGACUACUCUCCGAAGCCAUCGAGGGAGAAGGUGCCUCAUGGUAAAAGCGUGCCAAGAUUUUCUAGCGCCAUGCUCAGUACAACACCGUGGCUUCAGGGUGGCCGAGUUCGUCGCGACCAUCAGUUAAGAGACCUGCAUCACUGCGCGUGUCGCUACCAUGGCCCCCUUGUGUCACUGCGUGCUUCGUCAACAAGCCUCCUGCACAUGGAAAAGCAACAGGAGUCUGAGAUGCUCUGUUCUAGUGAGGUGGCUGAUUAUGUUAGUUUGUAAUACUUUGGCCGCGGUGUACUUAUGUAUCUUUUUCUGGCCGGAGCACGACCAGAGCUUAUGUCAGUACGAACUUUGAUUGUGAUGGUAAUACAAACUCUAUAGGGUACUUACCUUUUAUACAAUUCACAUGGAUUGUGCCCCUA